AUGAAGACCAGCAUGGUCUUCAAGUCCCGCGCAGUCCGCGAGUGGCUGAAAGCGAGAUUCGGUAAAGAAACCCGGCAAUCCGGGACACGAGAGGUGUCACCAUCCCAACCUACCAACUUCAGACGUCAAGAGAUCUACUUUGAGAUCGACCAUGAAGGCAACGCCGUGAUGGUUGAGGAUCCAGCAGACGACCAGAACGACCCGCCGCCGCAUGCCAUAGGCAGCUGGGCACAACUUGCAAAUGGCGAGGAAUGUGCUCUUUCUUGGCCUGGUGUUGGCGGAUCAGAAGCCGGUUGGACCCGGCGACGACUCUUCAGCCUUGUCUUUGCUCUAGCCGUGGAGCCGCGCAUUCGUGCUGGACCCAGCCGCCUUCCAGUGGUUCGAGACGUCACAAUUCCUCGCUCCACGGUCGACACAAUCCUGGCGGAAAGACAGGUGACGGCAAAUCUCAACCGCGAUGUGCGCGCGAUCGUGGACGCGUUGAAUCAAGUCCAUCCACGUCCUGCAGAUGCGAGCAUGGUCGCCUAUCUCGAGGGCGCGUCGACCGUUACGCAGCUCGCAUUGUCAAAUGAGCUACAUCAGGGUAACCCGGUGGCGGUGCGAGAGAUCAUCCAAGACAUUGUGAGAAUGUACCAUGGUGCGCCUAUCGUGGCCGGACAGGGUGGGGAUUGGCAUCAACAAGGUGUGACCGUUGAUCAGCACGACCUCGAGCACAAACAGUCACACGUCCUGAGCUCGAAGCCAUGUUCGGCGAGUUCGGGAGAAACAUCCAAGUCAGUGUCAUCCGCAAGCCGUCAGUAA
Exophiala xenobiotica is the source of this 801-nucleotide messenger RNA. RefSeq lists its product as uncharacterized. The record is from RefSeq and is a predicted model, not a curated record. The transcript is spliced from 5 exons. NCBI's taxonomy places the organism in Eukaryota, Fungi, Ascomycota, Eurotiomycetes, Chaetothyriales, Herpotrichiellaceae. Bases 1 to 801 code for a protein of 266 amino acids.